AUGCACUAUGCUUGUGGCGCUUCGAUUGAAUCACAGAAGAUCGGAGAUGCGCCACCACGAACUGAUAUCAUGGAGUCGAUAACUUCAUGGGUCAAUCAAAACGAUGAACAGCAGAUUUACCUCUUACUAGGUCCAAAGGGGUCCGGAAAAUCUACUAUCGCCCAUACCAUUGCACGCCAAUUCGACGCCAUUGUGCGUCUCGGUUCGUCGUACUGUUUUUCGCGCGCUGCCCGGGACAAGCGAAAUGCUACGAAUUUGUUCAGCACGAUUGCACGGGACCUCGCUGAUCACGACUCUCAAUAUAGGAAGGCUCUCUGGGCCACCGUGAAAUACAAGCGCGCAUUAUGUGAAACGAUAAACCCACUUACUCAAUUCAAUCGCUUUAUCCUUACCCCUGCGAAUCAAAUGGCAUGCAUCGGCCCUGUGCUAGUGGUCAUCGACGGGUUGGAACACAGCGGUAAUGAGUCAGCUCGUAAAGACCUCCUGACUGCACUCGCAGAGAACGGAGCAGAGCUUCCCCGUAAUUUCAAGUUACUAGUCACCUGCCGGCCAGAGGAGGACAUUUGCGCUGCUUUUGAAGGAAAAUCUCAUGUUAUACAGAAGCAUUUGAAACAUCACGCCGACUCACUCUUUGUUCCGCCACCAACAUCGGGGCAAAACCAGACAAGCAGACCCAGGUUUCGCCCACAGAUACGACGUAAGCCCCAAACAACUCAAGCGCCGACUUGA
Molecule: messenger RNA, 729 nt
Organism: Suillus subalutaceus
Lineage: Eukaryota; Fungi; Basidiomycota; Agaricomycetes; Boletales; Suillaceae
Exons: 1
Coding region: 1-729 (242 amino acids)
Source: RefSeq, a predicted model, not a curated record